CAUGGGGGCGGCGCCGAGUCAUCUGGGCUGCUGCGCGGGGCCCCCAGGCCACAGUGACCCCUGGCCACGGCACGGCCACAGGCUGGCCAGCAUGGACGCACUCGCGGACGCCAACGGCUCCUUUGCCUUCGACCUCCUGAGAGAGCUGGGAGAAAGCGACUCGAAAAAUGUGUUUUUCUCGCCCAUGAGCGUCUCCUCUGCCCUGGCCAUGGUCCUCCUGGGGGCCAAGGGGAGCACCGCGGCCCAGAUGUCGCAGGCCCUCUGUCUCCAUCGCGCUGGCGGGGGGGACGUCCACCUGGGCUUCCAGUCGCUCCUCAGCGAAGUCAACAGGACCGGCACGCAGUACCUGCUCAGGACGGCCAACAGGCUGUUUGGGGAAAAGACCUUUGACUUCCUCUCAGCCUUCAAGGACGCCUGCCUCAAGUUCUACCAGGCAGAGAUGGAGGAGCUGGACUUCGCCAACGCCGCGGAGGAGGCCCGACACCACAUCAACGCCUGGGUGGCCGAGAGGACGGAAGGUAAAAUUAAAGAUUUGCUGCCUGCGGGCUCUGUGAAUGCACGGACCUCUCUGGUCCUCGUGAACGCCAUCUACUUCAAAGGCAACUGGGCUCAGCAGUUUGACAAGCAGCACACACACGAGAGACCCUUCUAUGUCAGCCCGAAGGAGCAAAGGCCCGUGCAGAUGAUGUUUCAGGAAUCCAGAUUUCACCUCACCUACGUAGAGGAGGUGCGCGCCCAGGUGCUGGAGAUGCCCUACGCUGACCUGGAGCUGAGCUUGGUCAUUCUGCUGCCCGACGAUGGUGUGGACCUGGACUCGGUGGAAAAAACUCUCACUUUCGAGAAGUUCCUCACCUGGACCCAGCCACGCCGUAUGACCAAAACCAAUGUUGAAGUUUUCCUUCCAAAAUUUAAACUGGAAGAGGAUUACGACAUGGGCCCCGUGCUGCAAUACCUGGGAAUGGCGGACGCCUUUCAGGCCGGCCGGGCUGACUUCUCGGCCCUCUCACCCGAGCCGGAGCUGUGUCUGUCCAAGUUCGUGCACAAGAGUUUCGUGGAGGUGAACGAGGAGGGCACCGAGGCGGCGGCUGCCUCCGCCGCGGUGAUAGCGGAAUGCUGCCUGGUGGAUGAGCCGCGCUUCUGCGCCGACCACCCGUUCCUUUUCUUCAUCAGGCACAACAAGGCCAGCAGCCUUCUCUUCUGCGGCCGGUUCUGCCGUCCCUAGUGCCGCGCCCACACGGAGGGGAUACGAGUCUGCGCGGGGGACAUGGAGGUUGAAGAGUCAGCACACGUAGAUGGUUGCAGCAAAACGUUCUCUGUCC
Condylura cristata (star-nosed mole) is the source of this 1319-nucleotide messenger RNA. Its product is annotated as serpin B9. Gene Ontology annotation, molecular function: serine-type endopeptidase inhibitor activity. The coding region runs from base 2 to 1222 and encodes 406 amino acids. Gene Ontology annotation, cellular component: cytoplasm. Lineage: Eukaryota; Metazoa; Chordata; Mammalia; Eulipotyphla; Talpidae. Gene Ontology annotation, biological process: negative regulation of endopeptidase activity. The transcript is spliced from 7 exons. The record is from RefSeq and is a predicted model, not a curated record.